AGAUCUUUCUACCAACAAGAAAAUGAAGGAAAAGAAGGAAAAGACAUUGCUGCUGGAACACCACACCCUCAGAGCCCGAGAGGCCUGUAGCUUGAUUACAGAGCUGCUCAAGCCGUCCCCAGCCCUGCCCACCCUCACCAAGGCCCAGCCCUCACAAAGCACCAAUCAGAGCAGCCGCAGGCCCAAGGCCCAGCCCUCACAAAGCACCAAUCAGAGCAGCCGCAGGCCCAAGGCCCACCCCUCACAAAGCACCAAUCAGAGCAGCCGCAGGGCUGCUCCUCACGGCUACAGCAGGCCUGAGGGGAGGAGGGGGAGGGACGCUCUGUUCCACACAUCUGCCUCUCCUGGGAGGACCGCAGGAGUACGGAGCAUAUCUGCCCAGCGUGGAGAACAUCAGCUCACCACCCGCCGUAUGCACAGACCUGGUGCACUCCCAGAUGCCCGUCUGACGAGAUGGGGUGUACAAGACACCAGGGGCAGGAGACCGGGCAAAGGCUGGAUGAAGGGAAUACGGCCACCCCUGAAGGAGGACAGGAUGAGAAGAGAGAGGGAAGUGAGAGAGGAGGUAGAGGAGGAGAGUGAUGACGAGCAGCUCCUGAGCCCAUGGAACCCUCCUCUGGAGAUCCGACGCUUGCUUGGCCUGGACAAACAGGGCUCUGUGGAAGAGCGGAGUGGAGCUCCAGGGAGUGGAGCUGGAGUCUGGCUGAAGGGGCUGGACAGGGACUCCCCCUCUGAGAGCACUGGCAGUAUCCUCAGCAAACUGGACUGGACCGCCAUCGAGAAGAUGGUGGCCGAGGAGGACCAAGUCUGAUCCAAAGAUAAUUUAUAUUGUGUGUGACAGUUAAACUGUCACAUCUCUCAGGUUUACAGUUGUUGAAUUGUAAUAUGAAUUUUUCUAUUUUGUUUUGGUACUUUAAGUGCUCUGUACUGUCAGUAAAUACUGUAAAUGUGAUUGUGAGUGUGACCUUUAAUGUUUUUUGAAUGUGUGAUUGAGUAUCAGUCACAAAGAAUGCCAUAAAUCUCUUUUAAAAAUGAUGCCUUAUACAAGGAGCCUGUGGUGGUGCUAGUGCCAUUGGUGUUUCCAAUAAAACAUUUUAAAACCAA
Conger conger (European conger) is the source of this 1104-nucleotide messenger RNA. RefSeq names its product ciliogenesis and planar polarity effector 1-like. NCBI's taxonomy places the organism in Eukaryota, Metazoa, Chordata, Actinopteri, Anguilliformes, Congridae. Gene Ontology annotation, biological process: cilium assembly. The record is from RefSeq and is a predicted model, not a curated record. The coding region runs from base 23 to 811 and encodes 262 amino acids. The transcript is spliced from 6 exons. Gene Ontology annotation, cellular component: ciliary transition zone.